GUUGAACUUUCUCUACAAGUGAUUGAGAGUUGGGUUAGUGUGGUAGUGACAACAUAGAAGAGGGGAAACAAUGGUGGUACGAAAAUUGUGGGUUUUGUUGCUUAUUGUCUCCAUGCAUGGCUAUGGCACUUUAGCCUCAGAUCCUGACCCAAUUCAGGAUUUCUGCAUUCCAAACCCCAAAUUUGGUGCUAUAGGAACAGCUCAUCUCGGCAUUCUGCCAUGCAAAAACUCCUCAGAAGCAACCACCGAUGAUUUCGUGUUCUCUGGCUUAAAAGCCACUGGAAACUUCAGUGACACAGGCCUUGCUACCAUUCCUGUCAAUCCAGGAGCAUUUCCAGGGAUUAACACACUAGGCAUGUCAUUCGUACGUGCUGACCUGAAAGUUGGUGGGAUUAAUCCACCUCAUUUUCACCCUAGAGCAACUGAAAUCGCGUACGUGGUGCAAGGCAGUAUUUAUUCAGGCUUUGUUGAUUCAAACAAUCGCGUUUUCGCCAGGGUGAUUGAGCAGGGAGAGGUGAUGGUGUUUCCACGGGGUCUGGUGCACUUUCAAAUGAAUGUUGGUGAGAAGCCCGCUACAAUUUUUGCAAGUCUUAACAGCCAAAAUCCAGGACUCCAGAAGAUCCCAACUGCUAUUUUUGGAUCUGGUAUCAAUGAGAAGCUGUUGGAGAAGGCCUUCGGCCUGACUCCUAAGCAGAUUGGGACUAUGAGGAGAAGAUUUGAUCCCAAAACAUGGAGGUAAAUUCAUGACCGUUGGAAAAGAUUGUCAUAGAAAAUAUGAUGAGUAAGUUAAAUGGCUUUGCUGUAGUAUGAUGAAGAUGAAAGAUUAUGCUUUUGUUUAUGUUAUAAGUUCUGUUCGUGUAUACUGUACUUGGAGCUGCAACUAGUUUCCAUCACAUCCCAAGUGUUGCACCCAGAGUUUUAAUUUAAUUUAUUUCUCUAUGGUAUCGAAUUUAAACUUGAUUCA
This is a messenger RNA of Theobroma cacao (cacao), 964 nucleotides long. Its product is annotated as germin-like protein subfamily 3 member 2. Lineage: Eukaryota; Viridiplantae; Streptophyta; Magnoliopsida; Malvales; Malvaceae. Gene Ontology annotation, molecular function: manganese ion binding. The record is from RefSeq and is a predicted model, not a curated record.